Messenger RNA from Xenopus tropicalis (tropical clawed frog), 4098 nucleotides. RefSeq names its product ankyrin-3. Gene Ontology annotation, biological process: regulation of apoptotic process. The transcript has a single exon. NCBI's taxonomy places the organism in Eukaryota, Metazoa, Chordata, Amphibia, Anura, Pipidae. The coding region runs from base 234 to 2552 and encodes 772 amino acids. The record is from RefSeq and is a predicted model, not a curated record.
ACAAAGAGCUCCCUCACAACAAUUCCCCUGAAUAGGUUGCUUCAUUGUGUAGAAACCUUGCCAUACUGCAGUAAGAAGAUAUGAAGAGAAGAAAAUCAGCUCAAUUGUUUCUGCUGGCUCUUGGUGAUAUGGAUAUCAAGCCUGACUGUUGUUAAGAGGGCAACAAAAAACAGAAAAAGACCUUCAACUAAAACUUUACACUUUAUGCUGAAAGAACCUUUUUAUUUCAGAAAAUGAGUACUCCUGCAACACAGCUUCCAGCUAUCAGUUCCACCAGCCUGUUUACAAAUCCAUAUGCUGUUGAAGUACUAAAGAUGAAAAAACAAGAGCUCGUUGAAGGGAUCAAGGAUCCAGACACACUCCUACAGAGCCUCAUAGAUAAUGGCAUUAUGUUGUCAGAUAAAAAAAUGGUUUUGUCCUAUUACAAAACAAAGACAGAGAAGAAUUCCAGACUGAUAGACAUUCUCUUAUCAACAGGUGAGAGAGCUUGUCGUCUUUUUUUCCAUCCUUGCCUGAAACAAGUAGAACCUAGUUUGUACAACAGUGUGAAAAAUUAUGUCAGCACUGUGAAUGAUUCUGUUGGAGAUGGAAGGAGGCAGUUGGUGGGUUAUUUGCUUGAAAGAGAUAAAGAUGUCCCUAAGACCAUUAUUAAGGAUAGACCUCACAAAGCUCAGCAGAGAGAGAGCCUACCAAAGAAAGUGAAGGCUCUGGAUGAAAAACCGAGUUACUCAGAAAAAGAAAAGAAAAGUGUUCCCCAACAAAUAUCCAAAGAUGUUAAAAGAACUGAUUCAUCCUCUAUGACUGUUUUUGAUGCUGUUACAAAAGGAGAUUUGUCCAUUUUGAGGAAUAUAUUAAGAGAUACUGAUAUUAAUGCUGUAAAUCCAUCCGGUGAAACUCUUCUGCAUAUAGCGGCAGCUAGUGGUCAUGUUGCUGUUAUUGAAUACUUGAUUAACAAAGGUGCUAAAAUAGACUGUAAAGAUAUAAAACACAGAACACCACUGCACAGGGCUGCAGAAAAUGGACAUGGAGAGGCUGUAAAGGUUCUAUUGCGCGCUGGAGCUUUCAUUUACUCAUUAGAUGAUGACUCCCUAACACCUCUGCACUUGGCGGCAGAGAACAACCAUCAGAAUGUAGUAAAGAUCCUUCUACAGGAAGAAGGGAGGCAAUACAAAAAUAGGCACAAUUUUAUACACAUGGCCGCUACUCAAGGGAAUAACAAGUUGAUGCAACUUCUAUUAAAAAAUAAAGCACCAGUUGAUGCUGUGGAUGAAAAAUCACAGACAGCUUUGCUUUAUGCAGUUUCUGGUGGGCAUUUAAAGACUGUAAAGAUGUUGCUGGAAGCUGGUGCCAGCAUUGAUUCUAGUAUUAUUGAUGCAGCAUUUGCCACAAACAAUGAGCGUAUCUUUGGCUUAUUACUGGAAUACUCCAAAGGAUUGUCUCCAGAUACUAUGGUAUCAGCUGUGUUUAAAGCUGUCCCGUUGAAUCUCUAUGGAAUUAUCAAUGCUUUGAUUGAUAAAGGUACCAAUAUUAAUGCCACAAAUGACAUACAGUACACACCUUUGCUUCUAGCUGCAGAAUUAGGAAAAACAGAAUCUGCCCAGGCUCUUAUUGAAAAAGGUGCACAGCUUGAUGUUAGAACACCAAAUAUGAGCACUGCUUUGCAUCUGGCAGUUCAAGGUGGAGAUGCAUCAAUUACAAAAUUGCUCAUAAGGAAGGGAAUAAAUAUUAAUAUUGCUGGCCCUGGAGACCAAACCCCACUUCAUGUAGCUGCUUUUCAUAACAAACAAGAGCUGGCUGAUAUUCUAAUUGCAGCUGGGGCCAAUGUGAACGUUGUCACCAAGGAAUUAUUCACUCCUUUGCAUAUUGCGAGCCAGAGGGGAAACCUUCAUGUUGCACAGAGCCUUUUACAUCACAAAGCUAAUGUCAAUGCUAAAGAUAAGCAAUCAAGGACACCAUUACAUCUUGCAGCUGAGGGAGGUGCAUAUGAGUUGGUACAGUUGCUUCUCAAUAACAAAGCUGACCCUAAUUCAACUGAAAAAGACAAAAAGACACCACUACACAUUGCUGCAGCAGCUGGACAUAUUGAAAUUGUGAAUGUCAUGUUAAAAGGUCAAGCCAGAUGUGCAGUGAAGGACAUGGAUGGUUGUACUCCUAUGCACUAUGCUGCAGCUACAGGCAGCAGCGAAAUUGCUAAAGCCCUUCUGAAAGCAGGAAAAAAUAAAAAUGUGGAUGAAAAAAAUGUAUGGAGGAAAACUCCUUUACAUUUAGCAGCAGAACAUGGGCACAGUGAUUUGAUCAAUUUGCUUUUGCAAAAUGGAGCAGCCAUUAAUGCCCUGGACAACAACAGAGAUACACCACUCCACUGUGCCUGCAAAGCGGGACACCUGAGUUCAGUUCAAACCCUGGUUAGCUGGGUACAGGGGGAGAAAGCAAACUUACAAGCCACCAAUGGCCUUAAAAAGACUCCUCUCCAGGUUGCUGAGUCUAGCUCUAGUGAUGCUCACCAGCAUAUUGCUACUUUACUGAAAAAGAAAAUGCUAAUAAUUAGGUAGAAAAUAUUGGGCGUAUUUCAAAUUUUUCAUUCAUGUGUUUUAUUUCAUCCAUGUGUACAAAUCUUACACAGAGAUGCAAAAUUCUCUAGAAUGAAACAACUCUGCACUCAUUACUGUGGACUUUUGGUGAAAAAAAUAUUGCCGUAUCAGUAUGUGUAGCUGCAGUAUUCUUUUUCUUUUUAUUGUUGUAGUUAAAGUAAUUACUAUAAGUAUGACAAGGAAGCGAAGUGGACAACAAUUGUUUAGCUGAACGAACUGUAUACAAUAUCCUAGUUCCUGGCUGCUUAGUAAAUAGCUGGAAAACCAGUUCUACAGAUUUUUUAAUAACACAUUUCAGAACCUAGUUUGGAAAGGUUACUUUCAUUCUAAAAGUCUGUGAUAUAAUGAUCUUUAUUUAGAAGAAAAUAUAUUUUAAAACAAAUAUAUUUUAUAGACGAAAAAUGUAUUGUUACAUUAAAAAAUCAUAGUUUGUGCAUGUUUUCUAUGGUUAAGGAUUACACCCUGACUUGUGGUAAUAUGGAGUACACUUUUUGGAUACAUACAUGCACAGUAUAUACAGUAUUAGUAUGUAUGUAUAUAUAUAUAUAUAUAUAGUUGUUUAUAUCUAAAGGGGUUAUUACCUGUAAUUAACAGGUAAAAUUGGUAGCACUUGUAACAGACAACCAGCAUGAAUCAUAUACUGGUCACCUGUUUAAAAGCAAUCAUGAUAGAUUAUUGACUGUUACUAGACCUAGAGCCAAACAUUGCUUCUUUUAUUACAUUAGUCAAUCUGUGUUAGUGAGUCGCUUACAGCAAUUGCACUCUGGGCUAUUUUGAGAGUUUUAUUUCCUCUGCGUGGUAAUUAAUAGCAUGGAAGAUGGGGAAAAAUGCUUAAAGUCACCCCAUUCAGUUCUGUGGCAAUUGCCUGCAGUUGUACCUGUCGCUCGACUACCUAAUAUGCUACUGUUUUUUUCAAAACAACAAUUACCCGACAAGUGUCUGCUGACAUGCAUACAGGCGAUUGCCAUAAAAACGGAAUGAGGCAUGAUUUGGUGCAUUUUGUGCCUGCCUCCCGAGCUGUCAAUUGCUAUGGGUGACAAAAACUCUAAGUAAUUAUAAAAAUAAUUAAAAUUGCCUUUUGUGCCUUUGCCUUUAUGGGUUAUGAAAUUAAAAACAAUUAGCCACACUAUUACAUAACUAUUGCACUUUCAAAUCCCACAUAUAGUAGUGUCUUUUUCCUUCACAACCUGCUGGUGUGAAGUAUAACCAGGCCAGGGUUCUGGAAGGUGUAGCUCACAAUUGCAAAUAAUGUAAAGUCUGCCACAAUGCCUCAGGACAAAUCCCUGUGCAUGCAGUUAAGCUGCCCUUUACAUGUACUGGAAAUGCAGGAGUGCUGGAAGUUGAAAUAACAAAUCAGGUGUGUCAAACCCUCUGCCACCAAGCUGUUGUUUAACUACAACUACCACAAUACCCCUACAACCUUCAGUUUUUACUACACUUAAACUACAUUUAAAUGAAAGGGGCAAGGGUCAUCUCUGUUGUAUAUAAUAAAAAUGUAUAUAACAUG